UGCCCAGGUCUGGUGCAGCCACGAGCCCUCUUCCUGCACACGGAGCACGAGCGGAGGAAGUCGAAGACGAUCACGCAAGCCGACAUGAAGGUGGAAUUGCUGCCAGCCCUCACCGACAACUACAUGUACCUCCUCAUCGAUGAGGAAACCAAGGAGGCUGCCAUCGUUGACCCUGUGCAGCCCCAGAAGGUUUUGGAUGCAGUCAAAAAGCACGGCGUGAAGCUGACCACCGUCCUGACCACGCACCAUCACUGGGACCACGCUGGAGGGAAUGAGAAGCUCGUAAAGAUGGAGUCGGGGCUGCGCGUGUACGGGGGAGACAGCAGAGUCGGAGCCCUGACACAGAAGGUGUCUCACCUCACGUCGCUCAAGGUGGGAUCUCUUAAUGUGAAAUGCCUCUGUACGCCGUGUCACACUUCUGGACACAUCUGUUAUUAUGUGACUAAGCCAAAUAGCUCCGAGCCACCUGCUGUUUUUACAGGGGACACGCUGUUCGUGGCCGGCUGCGGGAAAUUCUUCGAGGGAACCCCCGAGGAGAUGUACAGGGCGCUGAUUGAGAUUUUGGGCAGCUUGGACCCCCAGACGAGAGUUUACUGCGGUCACGAGUACACCAUCAACAACCUCAAGUUUGCUCGGCACGUCGAACCCGAUAACGUCAGCAUCCGGGAAAAGCUUGCGUGGGCCAAGGCCAAGUACGACAGUGGUGAGCCAACCAUACCCUCCACCAUUGCUGAAGAGUUCACCUACAACCCCUUCAUGCGAGUCAGGGAGAAGACGGUGCAGCAGCACGCCGGGGAGACCGACCCCAUCCGAGCGAUGGGGGCCAUCAGGAAGGAGAAGGACAACUUCCGAGUCCCCAAGGACUGAGCACGCUCUGCCCGGCUCACUUUAAUGUCCGUUUUCGGUGUCAUUUCGACUAUUCAGAUGUUUUAGGAGUUGAACCUUCUGUUGUGGUUGAGACGGUCGUAUUUAGGUUUUUAUUUUGUUUUAAUUAAGGAGGAGAAAAAAAAAAAAGCACUUUGCCCUUGAUGAGAUGUUCUACAGCAUAUUUAUAUUGUGAUGAAGAAUAUUUAUCCU
Mesitornis unicolor (brown roatelo) is the source of this 1077-nucleotide messenger RNA. RefSeq names its product hydroxyacylglutathione hydrolase (gene HAGH). Bases 85 to 867 code for a protein of 260 amino acids. Gene Ontology annotation, molecular function: hydroxyacylglutathione hydrolase activity. Gene Ontology annotation, cellular component: mitochondrion. The record is from RefSeq and is a predicted model, not a curated record. Gene Ontology annotation, biological process: glutathione metabolic process. The transcript has 8 exons. NCBI's taxonomy places the organism in Eukaryota, Metazoa, Chordata, Aves, Mesitornithiformes, Mesitornithidae.